ACAUUCCGAUGGUUCACAAACGUGUCGCGGAACUCCCAUUAUAAUCUAAUGAUAUAUAUUCAAGUGUUAGUGCAUUACUAGGCAGUAUUAUUUAUAUUUUAAAUAGUUUUGAUUUCCUACAAGUUAAAUCCCUUAAUAAUGUUAUAGUGUGAAAUAAUUUAUGACUCCAGUGCCGCCGUCGGAUAAGUUUGAAAUUCCAUAGCGUAGAUGGCAGCACUAAAAAUAUUUGACAUACCGCGAAUUCCAACCAUCGUGGGCUCGGCUCAAAUGUCAAACGCGACUAUUUCGUCAACAGUAUCGUGGCGCGAUAGUUGGAUUUUAUAAAAUAACAAACAAAUAACAACAGUGUGUUUAUCAAAUCAUGGAUUAAAAAAUAACUUUGUUUUAAAUAAGGUCAACUGACGUCGUACAAGGCGUAACAUAAUAGUUGCUGUGCUAUAACUUACGGAGUUUUGCAAAACGUUUCUUAUUGAUUUUCGUUCUUCAUUGGUGUUGUAUUGUUAUGAAUCUUAUGUUAUCGACUAAGUCUAGGAUUUAAAGUUUACCAAGGAGUCUAGAAUACAUCAGUGAGCAUUAACAGAAAAUUGUUUUCGUCGCAGUAAAUAAAGAUUGAACAUUUAACUUCGUUCAUCUAUUGUUUUGAACGUGGGAAAUUUUAAAUUGAAAAUGGAAAAGGUGGAAUCUGCGUUGGACGUGUUAUCGCGAGCUGCGACGAUGGUGCAACCGUGUCCCGCAUACCCGGCGAGUGAUUCAGACGGCUUCGAAACUCCGAGUACAGCCUCCAGUUGUGAGUCGGAGGGAGACCGUACCGUUUCGCCCGAGACGCCGCGCGAACAGCCUAAAGAACUUACCGGCAAAUGGCGGAGGGAGAGACGCAACCGUCUUCCCGAAUAUAGACCUAGAGACAGCUGCAAAAUGGCUCUACGAUCGCAGUCCUUCAAUGAAAAGCGUGCCACGACGAGUAUAAUCCGGACGCGGCACAGCGACGGAGAAUUCUCGGAUGAGGCAGACGACGCACCGGCGAACCUCGCACUUCUUGGAAAAGCUCCUCCCGAGUACCCGGGUAAACCGGAGGCUCCGAUAGAUAUGCGUCUGCGCAGCCGCCCAGCGCCGCCCUACACGCGCCCUAGCGUCAUUAAGACUAGCGAACCUCCGCCUGAUUCCCUAUCAAUGUGCGACACGGUAAUAGAAGAACACUUCCGCCGCUCCCUCGGCGACAAUUACAUGAAUCUCAUAAAAAAGAACACAGAUGGCGCCCAACCUGGUCCCAAACCGAACACAAAGGACCGGGCGAGCAGUCCCAUACAAUUCAAGGCGGACGAACCGAAGACGACGAAAAUAAUCGCCAUGGACGUCGACGACCCCAGCCUUUCAGUGGACGAUCACUUUGCCAAAGCGCUUGGCGACACCUGGCGGCAGUUGCAGACGAAAAAACCGGACCAAGGGGUUGACGACCACUUCAGCAAAGCCCUCGGCGAUACAUGGAAGAAAAUACAGACAAAACAUGAAGAGAAGAAAGAUCAGACGAAAAUUAUUACCAGGAGUGGAGUCGUUAUAUAAGUGUUUGUUGAUAUUUUUUUCUAACGCAAAUGCUUUGAUUUUGAUAUUUGUGUCAUUCAUAUGAGUAUAAAUGAAUUUUAGAAACAUCAUUAAUGUUAAAUUUAUGAUACUUACUUAUGUGAUGAUUAUUUUACUCAAUUGCUGUUAUCUAUGAUGAUAUCAAAUAAGUUAGAAAAAUUGUUAUUUGUUUGCAUGAUUUGUGUGAAUAUGAUAAUAAUUUUUCGUGAAUAAUUUUUGAUGAUUAUCAAUAAUUUUAUCAUUGAUGCUUUAAUGAUAUAAAAAUCAUCAUUAUAAUUGCAAUUGUGGUUGAUAAUCAUUAUUCAUAAUUAAUCUGAUGAUUUUUGUAAUACAUAAUGCAAUUUUCGAUUUCAUCGUUGAUGCAUUAUUUAGAUAAUAAUCAUCAUUAUAAUUGAUUAGUGUGGAAUCAUUUGUCACUAUUAAUCUUAAAUUUAUAUUUUUCGCUAUGUUGGUUUAUAUUCAUCAUUAAAUAUCAAUGAUAAGAAAUUCUAAAAUUCCUAUAAAAUAUUUUUAUCAAAUUAACUUCGACAUUUCAUUCAUACAACGAAUCUCUAAUCACUUCUUCAUGUCUGAUUGUUUCUCUCUACGGCCUAAAUGUCAUCCUAAAAUCAAAUUUGUUUCUUAUAAUAGUUAAUAGUUCUUCAUUAACAUUGAACAAACCCUUUAAUGGGACUAUACUUUAGCCUAACUUCACUGACUCUAACGCGUACUAACGUUUUUUAUAUUCCAAAUACCAGUAAGAUUUACGAUUCGUCAAAAAUAUCGUAUACGAUAUUUUAAAUAUUGAAACCGUGUUCAAACGAUUAUGUUAACCUAAAAAUUUUGCGUU
This is a messenger RNA of Pieris napi, 2407 nucleotides long. RefSeq lists its product as uncharacterized. The transcript is spliced from 6 exons. The record is from RefSeq and is a predicted model, not a curated record. Gene Ontology annotation, molecular function: transcription coactivator binding. Bases 667 to 1560 code for a protein of 297 amino acids. NCBI's taxonomy places the organism in Eukaryota, Metazoa, Arthropoda, Insecta, Lepidoptera, Pieridae. Gene Ontology annotation, biological process: negative regulation of DNA-templated transcription.